AUGGUAUAUCUAGACACCACCGAUACUAUGUGGCAGAAUGCUACGGAAUUUCUAAGUUUUAGCAUUGAGAACGUCUCUUCUUUAGAGCUCUCGUCCAGUGGAUACUACGAAAACAUGAACGCGUCCGAAUUUAAUCCGCGGAAUGUGACCAGUGAAGCUACUACUUGUGUACCGUUCAACAACACAGCUGAAUCUAAUAUCACCUUGACUCGUCCGAUGACGAAUGCCACCGAUUCCAUGUACGACCCUUUCCCGGACUGGUGGGAACAGUUAGACUCACAAUUCCAACUUAUUCUUCCAGUAAUGUAUAGCAUUAUAUUUGUGUUUGGGUUUGUGGGGAAUCUGUUGGUAAUUCUAGUACUCUUGCGCUUUUCUAGCAUGAAAACCUUGCCCAAUAUUUACAUUUUGAACCUUUCGAUUGCGGACUUUUUAUUUAUGCUAACCAUACCGUUUCUAGCGUACCAACAAGUGAUGGGCACGUGGAUAUUCGGCGCCGCGAUGUGUAAAAUCGUGAUGGCCUUCGAUGGCAUGAACCAGUUUACGGGAGUAUUUUUACUUACAGCGAUGAGCCUGGAUCGCUACGUGGCAUUUGUGCAUCCCAUGAAAUCGCUACGCAUUCGUACAGUGCGCACCACUCGAAUAAUUUGCGUAACGGCGUGGCUGCUCUCAACGCUGAUAUGUCUUCCGCUCUGGUUGUAUACGGAAACGUUUUUGCUAGGAGAUGAUAUAGUUUGUUAUUUGAAGUGGCCUGAAGACGAACGCGUCCCGGUGACAUUUUUAAUUUACGCCUGCGUGCUGGGGUAUGCCGUACCUCUCAUCAUAAUCGCCGGUUGUUAUUGCGUAAUUUAUAGACACGUAAUCGCCAAAGAUAAGCCAGAAAGUAGCCGGAAUGAUGCCAAUAGGAAAGGCUCCAGGCGCGUAGCUAUUUUAGUCAUCGUGGCUGUCGUAGCUUUCGCCGUAUGCUGGUUUCCGUUCUAUGCUUUGCAGCUUUAUUACGCGUUCUUUCUGGAUGGUUUCCCAUCUAAGGUGAGCGUGAUUUUCAACUAUUCCAGCAUUUGUUUAAGUUACGCGAACAGUGCAAUCAAUCCUAUAAUAUACACUUUCGUUGGAAGAAGUUUCAAAGAAAACAUACUCCGCCUUCUUCGGUGCCAGGGCCGAUCGACGAACAGGUCGGAAAGCAUAUUUAUCUCAAGCACACCAGGACAGAAACGACAAGAACCGACAGUGUAUCAGCCUGACUUCAAGUACAACCCCCGAUCGAUCGGGAUCACCGUCCCGCACUGGUACUACCGGCGCGUUCGAUAA
This is a messenger RNA of Saccoglossus kowalevskii, 1305 nucleotides long. Its product is annotated as somatostatin receptor type 4-like. The record is from RefSeq and is a predicted model, not a curated record. Gene Ontology annotation, molecular function: neuropeptide binding; G protein-coupled receptor activity. Lineage: Eukaryota; Metazoa; Hemichordata; Enteropneusta; Harrimaniidae. Gene Ontology annotation, cellular component: neuron projection; plasma membrane. Gene Ontology annotation, biological process: neuropeptide signaling pathway.